Patella vulgata (common limpet) is the source of this 1242-nucleotide messenger RNA. RefSeq names its product 6-phosphogluconolactonase. Lineage: Eukaryota; Metazoa; Mollusca; Gastropoda; Patellidae. The record is from RefSeq and is a predicted model, not a curated record. Gene Ontology annotation, biological process: pentose-phosphate shunt; carbohydrate metabolic process. Gene Ontology annotation, molecular function: 6-phosphogluconolactonase activity. The transcript is spliced from 5 exons. Bases 32 to 769 code for a protein of 245 amino acids.
UGUUUUGUAAGAAGCGGAGAGUAUUUCCAAUAUGGCUGCCCCCACGGUGCAAGUUUUUGAUUCUGAUAAAAACGUCGCAGACAAUUUGUGUUCCUUAGUUAUUCGCAAAGCUAAGGACGCAAUCAACUCUAGGGGUCAAUUUUUUAUAGGUGUAUCUGGGGGAAGUGCAGCUAAAUUUUUAUGUGAUGGCUUAGAGAAGGCUGAAACUAAUUGGUCGAAAUGGAGAAUAUUUUUUUGUGAUGAACGUCAUGUGCCUUUUACAAAUCCAGAAUGUACCUACAGUGUUUAUAAAAACAAUCUAUUAUCCAAAAUAAAUUUUCCACCAGAGAAUAUAUACCCUAUAAAUCCAGAUCUUCCAGUUGAAGAGUGUGCAGUAGAUUAUGCUAAAAAAAUCAGCACAGUGUUUGCAACAACAGAUCUACCAGUUUUUGAUGUGUUGGUAUUAGGAAUGGGUCCUGAUGGACAUACCUGUUCUCUCUUCCCUGACCAUCCUCUGUUACAGGAAACAGAGAAAAUAGUGGCACCAAUAUCUGAUUCACCAAAACCACCACCGUGUCGAGUUACAAUGACCUAUCCUGUUAUUAAUAAAUGUAGAUGUGCUGUUUUUGCUUCCUGUGGAGCAGGGAAAGCUGAAAUACUGAAGCGUGUUUUGGAAGGAAAUGAGGAGAAACCUUUACCUGCAUCAAGAGUAAAGCCAGAACAAGGGGAGGUAAUUUGGAUGUUAGAUGCCCCAGCUGCAGCUAACUUGAAAAAUUACAGUAAAAUGUAACAUAUUUUUUUUUUUAUUAUGGUAUACAAGGAUUUUGUUAUUGUUGAAAUGACAUAAGAUAUUAUUAAAUUUUAUAAUUAUUUAAUGUUUUAUGUUAUUUGUAUGUGCUUAAGAAGCACUUGUAUGUGCUUAAGAAGCACUUGUAUGUGCUUAAGAAGCUUGUUAUCUAUAUUUUUGUGUAAUGCUAUUUUUUGCUAUGUUACAUUUAUUAUUUUAUUAACAAAGAACUAAGUUCUAAAAUCUAUAGAGUUACAAAUAAAUCUAAAACAAAUUUGUGCUAUAAUGAUUUAAAAUACAACAAAAAUAUCAUUUUACAAUGUAAAGGAUAGGCCGCAUACACCAAUAAAUGUACAUGUAUUUGUUAUGCAAACAUAGACCAAACUUUUUUGUACUAGUAAAAACGCACACAUGUAUAUACAGUAAUGAAAUAUUACCAAAUAAUAAAUGAUAUUGAAUAAAUACAUGUACUUAGA